This is a messenger RNA of Ctenocephalides felis (cat flea), 1911 nucleotides long. RefSeq names its product tectonic. Gene Ontology annotation, biological process: cilium assembly. The transcript is spliced from 5 exons. The record is from RefSeq and is a predicted model, not a curated record. Gene Ontology annotation, cellular component: ciliary transition zone. Bases 1 to 1911 code for a protein of 636 amino acids. Lineage: Eukaryota; Metazoa; Arthropoda; Insecta; Siphonaptera; Pulicidae.
AUGAUCACCAAAAUAUUCCUAAUACUUUAUUACAUUCUUCCACUAAUAUUAAGCCAAAAUGCAACUUCAGAACCAGAUAUUUCCACGACUGAUUCAAAUAUCGAAGCCACUACUUUGGAUUUGUUGAUGUUCAUCAAUAUGAACAGGACAAAAAUUUAUAAACCGCCUUUGAAUAAUAGUACCAGGACCAAGUUUCCCAAAUCUGAUGAAUCGACUAGGAAAGGUGUCAAUGAGUAUUUUACAUACGAUGAUCGGUUUUGCUUCUGCGAUUUGACGCCUGAUGUAUGCGAUUUGAAUUGCUGCUGCGACUACGAUUGCUCAGAAAUGGAUCGAAAUUUAUUUACCAGCUGCCAAAAAAUCACCAGAAGUAGUGCAUUCCAAGGAAAACGUUACGGGCAGUUGACACCAUGCGAAAAUGGUGACUCGGAUUUGUUUUGCAUCAAAAAUGGUAAUACACCCUUGCGAAGUAAUACAGAAACGACCAAUCAAGACAAUGUCAUUGCAAAUUCUUACACAUGGCCUCGAUCAACAGAUUAUAUAGAAGAUUAUGAUCAAGUAUUGGAUAUACCAGUUAGACCAUAUGUUGUCAAAAGUCCUAUAUGGAUUUUUAACAAAAAUACUACUCGAUCAGGAUUUUUGUAUACGCCCAGACGAUUCUUCAACCGCAUAACAAAAACACCAUUAAAAUAUCUGGACGACCAACAAGUCAAAUACACAGAAAUAUUAAGACCCAUAUUUGGAAUAGACAAAGACUUCUUACGAAUCCAUCGUUCAGGCUUUCCAAUAACCCUCAAAGACUUAUAUAACAUCACCAUGAUUUCUGCUCCUGAAAAACUGAAUUCUACAGAAUACGAAGACUGCAUGGAUUUAUGCCUAAAUUUGGAAUAUUUCAUUUGCAACGAUUUAAGGACUUUGUCGAAUCCUGAUGAAACUUGCUGUGAACCAGUUUUUGAAGGCGAGAUAGAAGAAUCUUGUGAAAUUCUCCAAGAUGGUAGGAUGAAGUGUGAGAAUGUUCCUAAACAUAUAUUGAUUAAAAUGUUUCAUAAAUUUGCAAAAGGUUUGGAGAAGGUUCAAGUGUUUUUUGAAAUCCUGCACAACACUGAACCCUUUUAUGUAGGCACAAAAAUUGAUCGGAUAUUUGAAGUCAAGCACUUGGUAGUAAAAAAUCAGCAAGGUAUCAACAAGGAAUUGAGUGGAAAUCCUGGGUACUUAACAGGACGUCCGGUGAUUAGUGGUAAAUUCGUGGAAAUUGUACAUAAUAAUACUAACGAUUUUCCUACAAUCCAAUACGUCAUUGAUUAUUUUCACGAGAACUCCAGGUACUUCAACACCAGAAAUAUUUUGACUGCACCAGCAAAUGUUAGAGGCUUGUGUAAACUAUCAAACACCACUUACGAAACCAUAAACUUUGGUGUCAAUUUAAGGACCAAGUGUGACCUAAAGCUUGGCAAGUUGGAAAUCACUAAAACCACAAACUUGGCACACAUGUGCACGAAUAUACAGAAGAAAAUAUUCUACACCUUAUUCGGAAACAAAGACAGGCUAAACAACUUUGUCUCGGUUUUUGGUAAACCAAGAAAUCUGACCUCCGAGUGGUUAAAACUGGUACACCACAAAGAUACUAACUACAACAUAAAUGGUUACACAAAACGCAGGAAUUUAAUUUGCCAAAAUUUGGUAUAUUACAUCAGUUACUACUUUGUGUACCUGAAUUUAGAUUUUAGACAUUUACAUCAGCAGUCUAGGAUUUUGCGAGCUGGUGUCAAAUAUGGUGAACAAGUUGAUGUGAAGAUUAAUUUGGAUGAUCCUGAAGUUACAGUAGGUGUUGAAGUUUUAUUCAAAGAUAUUACUCAUUCGAAGGAAUUGGAGAUGAUGUGGAAGACUUUAGAUAUUUCAGUUUCAUUUCGUUGA